AUGCCACUGACUGCGUCAUGUGAUGGUGUUUAUUUUACAAAUCCGCCCAAAGAUAAUUUAAUCACAUUGACGUGGGAAAAUGAUGCAACGACUCCCUUUAUACCUUAUUCAUUCGUCAUUUUCAAGGUAAAAUGCACGACACCGCACAUGUUUCAUAUUCAUCCAUGUUUUGGGGCCAUUCUUUUGUCUGAAUCGUCUGACACCAGCUCUACUAACACUUUGAACAACGGAAUCAGUAAACAACAGGGAGUUAACAUAGUGAUUGGUCUUCAAGAUAGUUAUUUACCUCAUGGGCAUAACGUAUAUGGUGAUGAAGCUGUCUCACGGCAGACAGCCUCCCUUUCAAGCACCAAAAAGAGAUUACAAGAGCAUUUUGUUAUAGAGUCUCUGAUAGUAACUCAGGAUAUGAUGGCAUUUCAGCAAUCCGUUGACUCCUUGCAUGAUACUAUCAGGCUUUCACAUACUGUGAAACGAUUAUGGUCUUUGAUUUCGUCCAAUGAAAUCCCUCGUUCACAUACCAGGCCGUGCAACGCGAUAAAUUUGAAAGUGUACAUGAAAAAUGUUGUCAUGCAUGAUGCUGGCUUUAUAAAGCCCGGCGGUGAUGUUACGAAGGCGGUAGUGGUACCUAAAUCAGCUGUUCUGAUUCCACCUUCACUAACAUGGCAGGCGAAGAGUCAAACUUCACCGUCUUCAUCAAAUAAUUAUUCUACCGUUUUGGUAAAUCACUCAGAGGGUAUGCAAGGGGCAAAUAUAUCCUCACACACACCCAUGAAAGAUGAGCUUCGGGCGCUCAAGAAUGAAAUAGCCCUUCUUCGCAAAAUUAAGGCGCACGAUGCUUCCUUGAGCACUAGUAAUGUCAAGAGGGGCAGUUCUACUGAUGGGAAAAACACUUCAGCACCGAAUGGAUUCGGUAACCUCAAUUCAUCUUCGACUGAGGCUUUUCCUCAGUUUAGCAAUAUCAUCGGUAGUAAAGGCAAAAUACAUAGCGACAAAGAAAACAUCAACACCCUGACGUCAACAUCCCUCCCGGUUGAUGACGAGCAAAAUGGAACGACCGGACACCGUGGCUUGAAGCUUUAUAUUCUUUUAGGGGUGAUGUUUUUUGUCUAUUUUUUAGGUCUGUUCAUGCAACGCAGUCGAGUUGGGAUCUAA
Messenger RNA from Phytomonas sp. EM1, 1152 nucleotides. Lineage: Eukaryota; Euglenozoa; Kinetoplastea; Trypanosomatida; Trypanosomatidae. The record is from the annotation of a GenBank genome assembly.